Messenger RNA from Heterocephalus glaber (naked mole-rat), 3697 nucleotides. RefSeq names its product DnaJ heat shock protein family (Hsp40) member C24 (gene Dnajc24). The record is from RefSeq and is a predicted model, not a curated record. Lineage: Eukaryota; Metazoa; Chordata; Mammalia; Rodentia; Bathyergidae. Gene Ontology annotation, molecular function: ATPase activator activity; ferrous iron binding. Gene Ontology annotation, biological process: positive regulation of ATP-dependent activity.
GUCACGCCAACUUCCGGCGGAAGCGGACGCCGGUGCCGAGUGCGUCCGGCGGCUGUGGGAGCGAGGUGCGGACGGAGCCGGGCGGCGCACGAGGAGCGGAGCUGAGCGGUCGUGUGCUGUCCCUGGGCGUGCGGCGCGGCGGGAAGGCUGGCCCCGUCCGGACCCGGCUCCAGCUCAAGCUCCAGCUCCGCAGCGCGGCCUCCGGAGGAGGGACGGGGCCCGGGCCGGCCCAGCUGGCCUGAGAAGACCCUCUUCUGGUUCAAGAGUGAUGGCGUUGGAACAGGGGCCAGCAAAGGAUUGGUAUGGCAUUCUGGGGGCCGAGCCUUCUGCUAAUGUGUCAGAACUGAAGCAAAAGUAUCAGAAACUCAUAUUAAUGUAUCACCCUGACAAGCAGAGCACAGCUGCGUCGGCAGGGACACCAGAGGAGUGCCUGCAGAAGUUCAUCGAGGUGGAUCAGGCGUGGAAAAUUCUGGGGAAUGAAGCUGCAAGGAAAGAGUAUGACCUGCAGCGGCAUGAAGAUGAGCUCAGAAGUAUGGGACCAAUAGACGCUCAAAUGUAUCUUGAAGAAAUGUCUUGGAAUGAAGGCAAUCGUUCUUUCUCUCUGAGCUGCCGAUGUGGUGGCAGAUAUGUCGUUUCUGAGCAGGAGGCAGCAGCCACCAGCCUGGUUCCGUGCGACACGUGUUCGCUGAUGGUGGAGCUCCUUCGCGACAACUAGCUGCGCAGUCACACUCUUGCCAGGAGAGGCCAACCGGAAGCCGCCACGGAGUAAUAGGAAAUGAACUUCGUCAUAACGUGGGCUUAGAAUUCAUAUUUACACAUUGCCAAAGAAAAGACUUCAAUUAUAAAUUGUAUUUUGUGGAUUGAUGUCUGAGAACUUUUGUUUGCUCUUAGGAAAAUAAGAACUUUCUUUUUCGAACGUGAGCAUGUCUUCCCUUGUGUUGGGUCACAGUGCCACCGAUUCCUUUACAGUGACUUGGGUUCUGAUCGGCCAGAGCUGCUUCUGGCUGCUGAAGGCACAGGCCUGGUGGCCUCUCUGUGGAUCCGAACCCCUGUGGGAUGCGCAGAGCUGGUUCUCCGUGAGCAAGGCUGGGUGAGGGUGGCAUGGGGCGGUUCCCAGUGGCUGGAGAUCGGGCGGCAGCAGCUGGAGAAAUGCAGCUCGGAGCCCUGGCUGCGAACAGUGCCAUCCUCAGGUGUAACUCAGGGAGUGGAAGCUUAAAGAAGCAACCGGAAAAGGUGCUUCCCUUUGCCUACUCCAGAGCCUCAGGAUCCGACCACAGUGCCUACGUUGGGGUUCCCUGGGAUGAGGCACUGGACUUUGAUGGUGUGGGCUGUGGACUGUGGCUUGCGAGGCAUUGGUUCCCCCUUUUCCGAUACAGUGCUGCCUCACUUGUCCCACAGCUCCAUGCUUGGACUUUCUUGAACUUUCCACCAUUUGAACAGCAAAGUUCGAAAAAAAUCUCCUCGGUGCUUGUAACUUUGCUUGAUGGUUGAACAAAAAUCCAACUAGAAGAAACCUGUACGGGUGGAGAGUGAAUCUUGGACUGCAUUUCUCCUUGGACACAAAAGGGUGACGCUUCACUCAGCGCUGCUUUGGCCCAGCCCACAAACAGUGCUUCUGUUAGUACGUUACAACACCCGUCACUGUGCUUUUUCCGGCGUUAUUUGCAUAAAAUAUGAUAACCAUGGCCCCAAAGAAAGUGACAGCAGCAAAGCAAAGUGGAAAACUGAGAAACAUGACAGAGUUAAAGAAAUUGUGAAAUUUGAAUCAGGUCACUGCUUGUCUGAUUUGGUAGCUGAAUACAACAUGGCUAAGUCGCCAUUAUCAACACUUCUAGAAAAAAAUGUGAUUAAAGCAGCCAAUGUAGUAAAAGGUGUGAAAACGUUAACGGCGAAACGAAGAACCCAGGCCAUCAUAGAGGCUGAAAAGUUACCGUAAGGUCGGGUAAAUGAGAAACUGGACGGCGACGGUGACAAUUCGAGAAGGCCAAACACCUCCACAGUGAUUCACUGACAGUGUUGCGGAGUGAGUGCUGAGCAGCCUCAAGUGUUCAAAGCCAGCUGUGGCUGGUUUGAAAAAUUCAGAAAGAACAGGCACACACAGUAGAGUGAGACAUGGGGAAGGAGGGAGCUCAAAUACAGACAAAGCCGGUACCUGUGAGGCUAGACUUGCUGAGGAGUGACACUCAGCAUCCACAUAUUCAGCAAGUAUUCAGUGGGACAAACUAGACUCUGGGAAAGAAAUGCCCAGUAGGAACUCAUUCUGAAGCGGAAAAGGCACUGCCAGGCCACGAGCCUAUGAGAUAGGCUGGCUCUGUUGUUGGGGAACACGGGUGGGGACUGAAGUGAAGCCCGUGUUAGUGCACCAUUCUGAAACCCAUGGGUUUUUAAACAACAAAACAAUAAAAAAUAAGUGCGAUGUGGAGGGUAAAUAAUGAAGUGUGGGGAGCAGACCGUUUUUCACUGAGUAGGUGUUUGGGCAGGAGAAUUUGCCUGGAAACUCACUCCUCCUGACUGAUGGUGCUCCUGCUAAUCCUCCAGGCUUGGAGGGCGUUGGAUGAUAAAUGCUCCUUUAUCACUGUUAAGUUCUUGGCCCUUAAUACACUCCUGUCAUCCCGCAUGGACCUGCAGGUCUUUGCUAAUUUCACAAAACUCCACCAGGGGACUGUCGCCGCAUGCUUGGAAAUACCCUCCCACACAGGGGACCCUUCCAGAGUUCUGGCAGUCACGUUCGCAUGCUCACUGCAUUGCCCUUCUCCAUAAGGCCUGGGGGAAGUCUCUACAAGACCCUGAAUGCUGCACGGUCAAAGCUGUGGCCAGAAGCAGAGACUCUGAAGGCUCCGAGGGCUCUGAGGAGCAGCCUGGUGUGAAGCAUGUUGUGCCUCGCAGGUGCCUGUGUCUGGAGGCUGAUGACAUGGAGGAGUCGGCAACCGAGCACAGUGCAAAGCUCGCCCCAGAAGAACGUCAGGGUCUUCAGGAGGAGCAGCGGUGUGUGGCAGCUGAGGGCAUAGCCUGGGUGAGGAGGAGGGGCCCGAGGAGCUCCCCGCUCGUUGAUAAAGAAGUGAAUGCACCAUGGGUGGAAAUGGCCACCUCUGGACAGAACCACACACGGAAGGCCGUGACAGGACUGUGAGCCUCGCAAAUGCAAAUGCUGCCUCUCACUUCAGGAAGUUUGAAAAGGCAGAAGCAGGUGUUGGACAAAUUUUUAGUGAGAAAAGAUGAAAAAAAGACCGAGAGACAAGACCCAGAAAGGGUACUGCCAGGAGUCGCUGCAGAAGGAGACGCUCCUUCCAGAAGUAACAUUUCUCCCUCUGAUUUCUCUCCAGCUUCUGCUAUGCCAGGAAGCCUCCAAGUCUCAGAGUGAAGCUCCUGGACAGAUUUUCUUAAAAUUUCACUUACUGUAUCAUUUUGGUAUUUAAUGUACCAUAUUUAUGGUGUUCAGCUGUUUUAGGGAUAUUUCCACAACCAAGGGCUGUUUGUUUUGUGUAAAGUCCUGGAAAAAUGAAUUUUUAAGUGUAAUUUUUGGGCCUCAGAACCCAUUAUUUGGUUUUUCACUUUUCUUAUGGGGAAAAAAAUGUAUUCAGUUCUUUGAACUUUUCAGUGUUUGAACAUGAAUUUGGAACAAAUUGAGUUUGACAACCGAGGUAUCACUGAACUUGAUGUUCUAUGGUGUAAGGUAGAAUUUAUUUGAAGAUCUUCA